ACAUGAUGGGAAGUAAACUCAGCGCAGCGGCCAGCGUUUUUUUUUGUAUUCGGGUUUAGCUUUGCGUGUCUUAUGAAGCGUCGUCGAAAGAUUGCGUGACAGAUGGGGCUUUUGUGUGUGAAAUACGACUCGCUACCAACAUGACCUCCGGCGUCAUGCGUCGAGCGGUGCGUGCGGUGGGAGUUGUCUGCUGAAAAUGCAUUGUUGUGUUGGGGGGGUGGAAGAGCCGCCCGGGUUUGCUGCUGCUGCUGCUGCUGCGCUUCACUCCGGCUCGAUCGGCGCCGAGCGAUUCUUACGAUUAUGUAUGGCCCUUUAAAACGUCAAACUAGCGCGGAGCUUAUCGCCGGGAAUCGAACAAGAUCCCAAGUACAUUUAUGUCCGUAUUAGCAUUUUGAAUUAAGACGCUGUUUUGGAUGAGAACUCGAUGUACGAAAACCGAGCCACUUAGCAGGCCGUGCGUCCAUUGCUUUGUAAGCCUUGCUGGCGAGCUAACACUGUAUCACAAGCUCAGAAACGCAGAGCAACGAGAUGAAGAAGAAAGCCCGGAACCACCGCGUCUCGACUGCGGCGAGGCCUCCCUCGCCCAUCAAGCCUUCGCCCAACAAACAGAUCCUGACGUACGCCCAGGCGCAGCGCAUGGUGGAGUUUGAAAUCGACGGCCACAUCCAUCGGCUCAGCGUCUUCGACCGCCUGGCCGUGAUCUCGGACGGCGACCCGGCGUGGCGGGAGAUGCUGGAGAGCGCCAACAACAAGGAGAACGCCGACAAACCGCAGCAGCAGCAGGUCCUGUUGAGGUCGCUCCGAUUAAAAAACAAUCGGGAGAAGAGAAAGGCCGCGCUGGGCGUCGCGGCGAAGAAAGGAGGAGGCGGCGGAGGCGGCGGCGGACAUCCCGUCGCUUCGAAUCCCGGUCCAAAACUUCCAGAGCCCAAAUUUCGCACCGUGGAAUAUAACCUGCCCGCCGUUCCUAAACGUCAUUCUUCUUAUUACAAAUAUGAGGAGAAGACCGAGGAAGAGCUGGACGAGGAAACGGAGUACGACAUGGACGAGGAAGAUUACGCCUGGCUCGAUUUGGUCAACGAAAAGCGUCGAAGUGAAGGCGUCAGCCAGGUCUCCUUCAACGUCUUUGAGUUCCUCGUCGACCGCUUUGAGAAAGAGUUGUACCUGGAGGGCUUGGAUAAAGGCAGCGAGAAGCUGGCGUCGGUCGACGGGGACACGGUCUGCUGCAUCUGCAUGGACGGCGAGUGUCCCAACGGCAACGCCAUCCUCUUGUGCGACGCGUGCGACGUGGCCGUGCACCAGGAGUGUUACGGCGUGCCCUACGUCCCCGAGGGCCAGUGGCUUUGCCGACACUGCCUGCAGUCGCCGGCGCGGCCCGCCGACUGCAUCCUGUGCCCCAGUAAGGGCGGGGCGGUGAAAAAAACGGAGGACGGGCGCUGGGGUCACGUGGUGUGCGCCCUGUGGGUCCCCGAGGUGGGUUUCUCCAACGCCACCUUCAUCGAGCCCAUCGACGGCGUGCGCCACAUCCCGCCGGCCCGCUGGAAGCUCACCUGCUACCUGUGCAAAGAAAAGGGCGUCGGCGUGUGCAUCCAGUGCCACAAAGCCAACUGCUACACCGCCUUCCACGUCAGCUGCGCCCAGAAGGCCGGCCUCUUCAUGAAGAUGGAGCCCGUCAAGGACCUGACCGAGUCGGGCCAGCCCACCCUGUCGCUGAAGAAGACCGCCUACUGCGGCGCGCACACGCCCAACGGCUGCGUGAGGAGGAAGCUGGCCAUUUACGACCAGGCCGAAGCCAAGAACGGACUGCGGAGCAAAACGGACAAGGGCAAGGGAGGAGCCGCGCGAUGUAAAGGGAAGCAUAAGAAAAAGACCAAGAAGCCCGAAUCGGAUGUCGAAAGUCGGCCGCCGUCUCCCGCUGCUGUGCCGGCGUUUCCUUCCCACAGGUUGCAAACCAUCCUGAACCAGGUGUCUGUCCAGAAAAAGAAGGCCUUCGUGGAGCUGGUCCUCAAUUACUGGACUCUUAAACGGCAAUCCAGGAACGGGCUCCCGCUGAUCCGACGCCUGCAUACAAACCAGCAAUCACAUAAGAAUGCGCAGCCGGUUUGUUCAUCAAAGCAAAACGAGGAGGAAACGCGGGCGCUGAAGGAGCAGCUGAAGGAGCGGCACCGGCUGCGGCACGACCUGGAGCGAGCCCGGCUGCUGCUGGAGCUCAUUCGCAAGAGGGAGAAGCUCAAGAGGGAGGAGUUAAAGUUCCAAGAAAGCCUGCUGGAGAUGCAGCUGACUCCAUUCAGCAUCCUGCUCAGAGCCGUCUUGGACCAGUUGCUGACCAAAGACCAGGCCAGGAUCUUCACCCAGCCAGUCGACGUCAACGAGGUGCCCGACUACCUGGACCACAUCAAGCGUCCCAUGGACUUCUCCACCAUGCGGCAGCGCCUGGACGCCCAGAAAUACAGCAACUUUGAGCAGUUCGAGGAGGACUUUGACCUCAUCGUCGACAACUGCAUGAAGUACAACUCCAAGGACACCUACUUCUACCGCGCCGCCGUUCGCCUCCGAGAUCAGGGCGGCGCGGUGAUUCGGAAGGCGCGGCGGGACGCCGAGAAAAUCGGCUUCGACGCGGCGAGCGGCAUGCACCUGGACCAGGCUCCCCGGUUGAAGAAGUCCUCGUUUUCGUGGGAGGACGUGGAUCGCUUACUGGCGCCCGCUAACCGCAGCCACCUGCCGCUGGACAAGCAGUUGCAGCAACUUCUGGAGAAGUUUGACCUGACCUGCGCCAUGAAAUCCAGCCCGUCGCGCAGCAAACGCAUCAAGCUGCUAAAAAAGACCAUCAAUGACGUGCGCAGCGACAUGAGCCUGAAGAGAGUCCAGCCCUCCCCCCACCACCACCACCACCACCCCCACCACCAUCGCAUCGGCAGCUCGUUCUCCACACCGCCUUCGUCGGCGGAGCUUGCGGCGAAGCUCAAAGAGGAGAGAUGGAAGCCAAAUGGGCAUUUCCCGGAUGACGAGGACAAGUCUCUCCCGCCUAAACUGGAGCCCUCCGACGCCAUCCCCCCUCUGAUCCACUCCGACGCGGACCCCGAGCCCCCGACCCUCAAACCCAUCGACGCCACCCAGGACCGCGACGAUAAAACUCAGGCCGCCAACGGCGUGACGUUCGACGGCGACCCGGCAAACCCGCCGCCGUCCCCGCCGCACCUCAACGGCCACUCCCACCACGACCUCGCCGAUUCGUUAUUCGACGGCGACGUCAGCGUGGUGGCCACUUCGACUCUGGCCGAGCCGGCGGCCGCCGUCAAUCGGCGGACGGCCGUGCUGUUCUGCAAGUCGAAAGCCGGCAGCCCCCGCAAGGCCGCCAAAGGCCGAGACGACGACGACGGCGGCGGCGCUGCGAGCGAACGGAAAGAGAGCGAGGAGCAGGAAGAGGCGGCGAUGGCGGACGACGGCAACGCGCAGCUGGCUUCCAAAUCCUUCCUGUCGGUGGUGAUCCCCAGGCUGGAGACGUUACUUCACAGCAAAAAGAGGAAGCGUCUCGACAGCCACGAGGAGCGCCAAGAGGACGUCGAGUCCCCCGUUAAAAGACUGGACAUGGGGCUGUCGAGAGGUUUCCUGGAGGCGGAAGAGGAGAAGGCGCCGGGCCAGCCCGCCAGAGCUACGGAGCCCCGAAGACGCUGCGCCUCCGAGUCGUCCAUUUCUUCGUGCAGCAGUCUACCCGGAGGCCCCCCCGGGACCGUUCUCAGUCUUCCGAAGUGCGGGAAAGGGAAACCGGCCUUGUUGCGGAGAAACACCGUGGAUGAUAAGAAUGAAUUAAUUGCUUGCAUAGAAAAUGGCAACUUUGCCAAAGCUGCGCGAAUUGCCGCAGAGGUUGGCAACAGCAAUAUUUGGAUGCCCGCUAGUGCUGCAACAGUUGCACUGGAACCCUUAAAGCUAGUUUGGGCCAAAUGUAGUGGCUACCCUUCCUACCCUGCCUUGAUCAUCGACCCCCACAUGCCGCGCGUGGGCUGCCAGCACAACGGGGUGUCCAUCCCCAUGCCCCCCAUGGACGUGCUCCGCAUCGGAGAACAAAUGCAGUACAAAGCCGACGAGAAACUCUACCUCGUGCUCUUCUUCGACACCAAGCGCAGCUGGCAGUGGCUUCCUAGAUCCAAGAUGGUUCCCCUGGGCAUGGACAAGACCAUCGACAAGAUCAAAAUGAUGGAAGGGCGCACGUCCAGCGUCCGCAAGGCGGUCCAGGUGGCCUACAGCCGCGCCAUGAACCACCUGAGCAUCGUGCGGGACGAACCGGUCAGCGACCUGAGCGACGUGGACUGACGGGCUUGUCACCAAUUCGCACCUCUAAGCGUACCUUUUUACGGAGACGGUGACUUUUAGCGGGCCGCCGCCGCGUUUCCCGCUCGUACACACUCCUCAAACGUGCUGCUUGAAUGAAUGUCACCCCCGCCCCCCCCCCCCCCCCACACACACACACACACACACACACAGCCGCCACUCAUUCUCCAGCUGUAAGUUUACUGAAAAGACCGUCGCCUCUGCCCUCACCACCUGGAACGUUUUUUCUCUCAAAACAUUUCAAGAUUAUUUUAGUUUGGCUGUGGAUCACUUUAAAAAAAUUUUUUUUUCCUGCCCACACGUCAGCAACAUUCCUAUCACGGUCACUUUUGCAUUAUGAAAUCAUCUCUAUUUGCAAACACCUGUCUUUGUAUUUAAACUGUAAAUGUGUAAAGUUGCUCAACACUAACUUAUUUGGUAGUUUUGACCGACAUGACUUUGCUCUGUAUUUAUAUUUGGUGCAUUCGUGGCGCUAUGGCGUAACCAAGAAGGGGAGGGAGGGAUGGGGGGUGGGGGGGGGGAAGUGCAAAAAGCCUUAUUGUUAAACAUGUUAGGGCCGAAUCACCUGUGUAUGAAAGUAUUCUUUUUUUUCUGUUUUAAAUUAUUGACCUUGGCCUCUAAUUGGUAUUAAUCAUUUUGUAUGAAAUAGUUUUAGUCUAUUUUUGUUCCAAUACAGUAUAUUUAUAUGGUUUGAAUACAACAUUGUGUCUGAUUUUGUGGACAAAUGAACCAAAAACUUUGCUACUCAGAAUUUUUUUUUUCUUUUGCAGGUUUUCAGUGGGAUGUGUGAAAUAGUUGCCAAGAAAGUACUUUUUAUGCGAUACAUUUGAUGAAAUACGUGCCUGCACUAACUUGCUGUCAUGUAUUUUCAUGACUUUAUAUUCUAGGAAUGACGUGGAAAUUGUCCCAGUGGCACAUUUUGUGAUGGAUUCUUUUCAAUUAUGAUUUUCUAACCUUUUUUUUUUUUUUGUAGCUGUCAGAUUACAGAUGUUUUUUUUUUUUCCUUCUGGGUAGCAUUGGUUAUGCUAAUUUCAUUUUGCAUUUAACCUUUGUUUUUAUUGAAUCAACACAAAAUGCAAAAAAAUAAAGAAAGAAAAUAUACAAAUAUGAA
Hippocampus zosterae (dwarf seahorse) is the source of this 5437-nucleotide messenger RNA. It is a transcript of the gene brd1a, whose product is annotated as bromodomain containing 1a. Gene Ontology annotation, cellular component: MOZ/MORF histone acetyltransferase complex. Gene Ontology annotation, molecular function: protein binding. The transcript has 13 exons. Gene Ontology annotation, biological process: regulation of transcription by RNA polymerase II. The record is from RefSeq and is a predicted model, not a curated record. The coding region runs from base 529 to 4308 and encodes 1259 amino acids. NCBI's taxonomy places the organism in Eukaryota, Metazoa, Chordata, Actinopteri, Syngnathiformes, Syngnathidae.